Molecule: messenger RNA, 1613 nt
Organism: Osmerus eperlanus (European smelt)
Lineage: Eukaryota; Metazoa; Chordata; Actinopteri; Osmeriformes; Osmeridae
Product: two pore channel protein 2-like
Exons: 15
Biological process (GO): endocytosis involved in viral entry into host cell; calcium-mediated signaling; monoatomic ion transport
Cellular component (GO): lysosomal membrane
Molecular function (GO): intracellularly phosphatidylinositol-3,5-bisphosphate-gated monatomic cation channel activity; voltage-gated channel activity; ligand-gated sodium channel activity
Source: RefSeq, a predicted model, not a curated record
UUUUUUCACGACGUACGUGGGAAAUACUUGACAUAACUUUGUCACCUCAUCCAGCGUGCAACGGCCAGUUGCCAAUACUCUGUCUGACCGUUGAAGUGGAGACAUUUUAACCCUGCUACACUAGCCUACAUGGGAUUUUCCUAAAUUGGGAACGGUUUUUGAAGAUAACAUCACCUUGCGGUAGGCUAUGAAAUCGACGUCACUUGUCACCAGUUAGGCCUACACACUGACCACGGCCAGUCCUAAACCAAGAGAAAGCUGAGAUCCUGACUAUGGAGACAAUUCCUUUGCUACACAAAGACAUCCAUUACAGGUCAAGCUUUGACUGGAGACCGAAGCUAAAACUCACUACCUGGGGGAAUGAGGGUCAAGAAGAGGAGCUGUUUAUCCAGCAAGCUGUUGUAAUUGUUGAAGACGCCAUACAUUAUCGAUCCAUAAACCAUCGCAUGGACUUCCGAUCACUCAUAUUGUACAGUUGGUACUUCUCCAGACCCUGUCAAUGGGGGCUGAACGUGGUCAUCACAGUGCUUCUGGCCCUGGCCUUCAUAGAGAAACCAACAUCCCUUACUGUGACUUCAGACCUGCGCUACAGACAGCAGAAAGCUACAUGGGAACCUCCCUGUGGCCUUACAGAGACCAUUGAGAUUGCCUGCCUCCUCACGUUGAGUCUUGAUCUCCUUCUCAAGUUGUAUCUCAUCGGCCGAGAGGAAUUCCUGAAGUGUAAAUGGCUAAUAGGCAACAUGGUGGUCAUCACAGUGUCUAUUGCUGAUUGGAUGUUAUCCCUGGGUCUGGCUUGUGAUGGCACAAUGAGAAUUAGAAGAAUUUUGCGUCCAUUCUUCCUCCUUCAAAACUCAUCUUUAAUGAAGAAAACCUUGAAAUGCAUCAAGAGGACAGUACCUGAGAUUGCAAGUGUGAUGUUCCUUGUGGUUCUACAUGUGUUCCUGUUCACCAUGUUUGCUAUGCUGUUGUUUGUCCGGGGCGAGAACCCAGAAGAGAAUAAGGAAUGGGACUUCUAUUUUAGAAACUUUCCUCAGUCACUCACAUCACUGCUAGUCCUGCUGACCACUGCCAACAACCCAGACGUGAUGACACCGGCGUAUUCCCUGAACAGAGCCUUCUCAGCUUUCUUCAUGCUCUUCAGUGGCUUUGGAACUUUUUUUCUGAUGAAUCUUGUGACGGCUAUCAUCUACAAUCAAUUCAGGGGAUAUCUAGUGAUGUCAAUCCAGACAUCCAUCUUGAGGAGGCGGCUGGCUAUCAGGGCUGCGUUUGAGCUGCUCCAUGGACAGGUCUUCCAGGAACGCAGCCACACCGAGGAAGACACAAGUGAGUGUGUUCUGGUCAAGACUGUUGUGAAGGUGAUGAAGAGGGUGAAAAUAAACGAUUACUACAGAAAAGCCAUCAUCAGGAAAGCCCACCAGUCGUACUGUGGCUACCUUGGCCGGAAAGCUUUCCAGGAGCUGUUUGACGAGCUGGACAAGGACAGGAUCAAAGAGCAUCCUGUGUUGCCCAAAUACUCCAGCAGGAGCCUGCAGAGAGUCCAACGUGUCUUCAGCCAGCAUUACAUUACCGUCGUGGGGAACAUGGUGGCUCUGUCUAAUGUCAUCUGCAUUGGU